UCGGCUAGUUUGGUCUACUCAAAAUGGCGAACCUCAUCUAGGGGUCGAGUGUGAUAAACUGUCCCAUUUUUCAUCAUUUUUUAAGGGAAUCUAUUGAUAACCAUGUUAGCAAACAUAGCUCUGCGGUCUGUGCUGAAGUCCUCAGUCGGGGCUUUGAGAGAAAGCGGCGCUCUGUCGGUGAAUCAGUGGACACGCAGCUCGGCCUUACUGUCAGGACCGAGGGCCAGCUGUGUUGCAGGCAGCUUUGCCGUUUCACCACCAGUGAGACACUAUGCCCGGGUUGCAAAGAAAAAGAAGAUAGGACCUCAGAGCCAGCUCAGUGAUCUUCCCUCCACAAUGCUGAAGAUGGAUUAUCAGGCUGUGCCCCUCGCUCAAACGACCGAUGAUGUUGUCAAAAGACUCCUGUCGUUGGAGUUGGCGAGUCACAGUGAAAAGCUGCAGCUGAAAAAGGAACAGCUGAUUGCUAAAGUCCAGAGGGAGGAGAAUGACCGCAGCUCGGUGGAAGUCCGGGUGGCUAUUUUGACUGCGAGAAUCCGAAACUAUCAGGAGCACCUGCUGAAACACCACAAGGACAAAGCUAACAAAAGGCGGAUGCUCAUGGCUAUUGACCGAAGGAAAAAGCUUUUGAAGAACCUUAGGUUGGUUAACUAUGAAGCCUUUGAGAAAGUGUGCGAGCAGCUGGGCAUCACCUACACUUUCCCUCCAGAGUACUACAGAAGGGCCACACGCCGCUGGAUUGCCAAGAAGGCCUUCUGCAUUAAGGUCUUCAAGGAAGUGCAGAAGCAGAAAGCAGAGCAGAGGCUGUUGAAGCAAAGUUCAGACACCGAGGCAGCCAAGAUAAUAGCUGUUUAAACCCAAUAAAAGACAUUGUAGUGUAUAUUAAAACAAUUCAUUCUACAUGCUUGUGUUAACAUCUUUACUUUUACACCUUCUGAUAUGUGACAUGUGGACAAAUAGAUCCCUUUUUCAUGUGUUACUAUCAUACAAUGUUAUUUUCUUCUGCUUUCACAUUGAUGGUGGAAAUAAAAUAUUCCAGAAC
Molecule: messenger RNA, 1039 nt
Organism: Anoplopoma fimbria (sablefish)
Lineage: Eukaryota; Metazoa; Chordata; Actinopteri; Perciformes; Anoplopomatidae
Gene: mrps15
Product: mitochondrial ribosomal protein S15
Exons: 8
Coding region: 103-852 (249 amino acids)
Biological process (GO): translation
Cellular component (GO): ribosome
Molecular function (GO): structural constituent of ribosome
Source: RefSeq, a predicted model, not a curated record